Messenger RNA from Penicillium soppii, 1065 nucleotides. Its product is annotated as alternative oxidase. The transcript has 3 exons. Gene Ontology annotation, molecular function: alternative oxidase activity. The coding region runs from base 1 to 1065 and encodes 354 amino acids. The record is from RefSeq and is a predicted model, not a curated record. Gene Ontology annotation, cellular component: mitochondrion. Gene Ontology annotation, biological process: alternative respiration. Lineage: Eukaryota; Fungi; Ascomycota; Eurotiomycetes; Eurotiales; Aspergillaceae.
AUGAACUCCUUAUCGACUAGAGUCUCCCUGCAGGCAGCAAGGCCGCAGUACCUGCAUUUGGCCCUGCGGGCAUACUCAGGCGUUGCUGUGACUUCAUGCAACCCUACAUGUCGGGUCAACAAGCCUUACACCCUCACAUCUAAGCGCCUCAUGUCAUCAACGCCCCAAAACCAAACUAAGGAAUACUUCCCGCCUCCAAAGGCCGCCAAUGUCAAGGAAGUCCAAUCAGCAUGGGCACAUCCAAUCUAUACCGAAGCUCAAAUGCGAGAUAUCAAUAUUGCACAUCGUGAAGCAUCAAAUUGGUCCGAUUGGGUUGCCCUUGGAACUGUCCGUGUUUUCCGAUGGGGCAUGGAUGUUGCGACAGGCUACAGACACCCCAGUCCCGGCGAAGAACUUCCGGCAAGCUUCAAAAUGACGGAGAAGAAAUGGCUAGCUCGGUUUGUCUUUUUGGAGAGUGUAGCAGGAGUGCCUGGCAUGGUCGGAGGCAUGCUGCGACACUUGCGCAGCCUUCGGAAAAUGAAGCGGGACAAUGGAUGGAUCGAAACUCUCCUAGAAGAAGCAUUCAACGAACGUAUGCACCUCCUUACUUUCCUCAAAUUGGCCGAACCAGGAUGGUUCAUGCGCUUGAUGGUUCUUGGAGCUCAGGGCGUCUUCUUCAAUGGCUUUUUCCUUGCAUACUUGGCUUCUCCGCGCAUCUGCCACCGAUUCGUUGGAUACCUUGAAGAGGAGGCUGUCAUCACAUAUACCCGUGCUAUCGAGGAAUUGGAAGCGGGAAAACUCCCGCAGUGGAAUAACCUCGAUGCACCGGAAAUUGCAAUCCAAUACUGGCAGAUGCCAGAGCGCCAGCGGAAGAUGAAAGAUUUGCUGAUGUAUAUCCGCGCCGACGAAGCCAAACACCGCGAGGUCAACCACACCCUUGGAAAUCUCAAUCAAAAGGUUGAUCCCAAUCCUUACCAAACCGAAUACACCGAUCCCGCUCGCAGCCACCCAACCAAGGGUAUUGAUACCCUUAAACCGACUGGGUGGGAGAGGAAGGACAUCUUUUUGGGUGAAUCAAAGAACUGA